AUGGUGUACCUGGAGAGCGGCUCGCCCUGUAUGGACACCUGCUCCCACCUGGUAGUCAGCAGCCUGUGCGAGGAACACCCCAUGGACGGCUGCUUCUGCCCAGAACCCGGGUACGCCGGCCCCUGCUGUCCAGGCACCGUGUAUGAUGACGUCGGGGCAGCGGCUGCAUCCCGCGUCUGCAACGCCGGCCGCUGGGUCUGCAAGGACCUGCCGUGCCCCGGGACCUGCGCCCUGGAGGGCGGCUCCCACAUCACCACCUUCGACGGGAAGAAGUUCACCUUCCACGGCGACUGCUACUACGUCCUGAGCAAGGGCGACCACAACGACUCCCACGCUCUCCUGGGCGAGCUGGCCCCCUGCGGCUCCUCGGACAAGCAGACCUGCCUGAAGUCGGUGGUGCUGGUGACCGACCGGAAAAAGGAUGUGGUGGCCUUCAGGGCGGACGGCAGGGUCCUGCUCAACGAGCUGGAGGUGCACCUGCCCCACGUGACAGGUGACCAGCUCUCCAUCUUCCAACCGUCCUCAUACCACAUCAUCGUGGACACGGCCUUCAGCCUGCGGCUGCAGAUCCAGCUGGUCCCUGUCAUGCAGCUCUACGUCACACUGGACCAGGCCUCCCAGGGCCAGGUGCAGGGCCUCUGCGGGAACUUCAACGGCCUGGAGAGCGACGACUUCAGGACGGCCAGCGGGCUGGUGGAGGCCACGGGCGCCAGCUUCGCCAACACCUGGAAGGCCCAGUCCAGCUGUCACGACAAGCUGGACUGGCUGGACGACCCCUGCUCGCUCAACAUCGAGAGCGGUGAGGCCCGGCGCUGCUGGGCGCUGCCCGUCGGCCCGGGUCCGGCCAAGGCCAUCGAGGCCCGGGGCACGGGGGCUCCCGAGGGGGAGGGGCGGGGGCAG
Oryctolagus cuniculus (rabbit) is the source of this 900-nucleotide messenger RNA. The record is from RefSeq and is a predicted model, not a curated record. NCBI's taxonomy places the organism in Eukaryota, Metazoa, Chordata, Mammalia, Lagomorpha, Leporidae.